CAAAUGAAAUUUGGUCAGGUGGGGUUUUUGUUGGGUUUUUUUUGUUUCUUUGCCACAUUCUGGGCCAGGAAUAGUAAAGAAUAGUUUCCUAUUUGCAGUGAUGGUGAACCUUUUAGAACUUGCAGUGAUACAAACAGCCUGUUGCGGCACAAAUGCCAUAGAUUCUCCACCGCUGAUCCAUAGUCUUGUAGAAUGUAGAUAAGAGACUUCUCCAAAAAGAAAUUUUAGUAAAAUCCUGUUAGCUCCUUGAAGUAAGGGAAGCUAUUCUGGGAGUUAAGAGAUCGUUGUUUGACCUUAUUUUGUAUGCCAUUUGUAUCCUGGCAUUGACCUGGCUUUGAGGGUACAAUACUGAGUAGGAUAUACUGUCGAAGUUGGGGUCAGAGAGGAGAGGCCUUUAACUCAGCUCCCUGUUCAGGUAAGACUUUCCAGAAAAGAUCAGGAACGCAACUGGCAGAAAAGUGUGAAAAGGCAUUUAUAGCAGAAGACUUUUUGCUUUUAAGUUGGGGUCCGUAUAGAAAAUUUUACAUAAUCACAUUUUGCCCAAACUCUGAUAUUUAAGGAGGAGGAAAAAGCAGAACCACCAGAGGUGUGAUUCAAAGACAAAUGGAAAAGCAUAUGGGGUAGAGAUACAGAUUUAGAGAAUUUUACCACUGUUAACUGCCAGUUACCAUUUUGAUCCUGUCUUCAGCCAACUAAUACAUUCCUUGGUUUAAGAAGUUAUCCCUGGAUAGAGAUCCCUUAAGGAAAGAGUCAACCAGAUUUUUAAAAAAAUAAUAAAUGUUGCUCAAUUGAGAACUGGACAAAGGGAGAACUUUGCUGUAAAUCCUAGUAUUUACUUUUCUCUAACUUAUCAUCAUCAUUGAUAAACACCUUGAAACUCAUAAUACCAGAAAAGUCUGCUUGAAAGCAAACAUUUGAAAGAAUGAGCAAAUUAUAGUGGCAUACAUAAUUUAAAAGACACCGGAGAACAAAAUAGUUAAAGGAAUAUGUCAUGUGAUAAUAACAUCUCUGUUACAGUUUUAUUGUAAGAAAUAUUGUAUUCUGUGCAUGUUCCAUUGGCUAGAAAUAGUCUGGGGAUAUACUGAGCUGGUCUGCCAUUUCCAAAUUAAUCUAUACUUUGGAAGGAAAGAAAUGGAUUUUAGUAGGCAACUAUCCAUAAUAUGGUUUCUUUUGGCUGCACAAUGGAAUAUUUUACGAAGUCUAAAAAAUAAUGAGGAUAAUGCCCACGAUCCUCAGAUAUUCUGAUUUAAUUGGCUAGGGUGCCACUUGGGCAUCGGGAUUUUUUUUGUUUUUUUGGUACCAGGGAUUGAACUCGGGUCCUUGCGCUUGCAGGGCAGGUAGCGGAAGGGCAUCAGGAUUUUUAGAAGUUUUCUUCUAAAGGCUUGCUAAGUUUAAGAAGCACUGAUCUUAAGAAUUAAGCACAUUAGAGUUUGGUUAUUGUGAAGUGUAAUCUAGAGUAUUUUCAGAAUGAUAGUCACUGCUACUUAAUGGAUAUGUACUUCUGGUACUAGCCUAUCAUACUUCAGUUAUUUCUGACCACUCUGCUGCUGUCUUCCUCAUUUUAGAAAUGAAAAAAACUGCCACAGAAAAAUUAGAUACUAUAACUAUUUCACUAUCAUUGUUAAUAAAUGCAAAAGCUGAAAUGACAAUGCAAGACUUAAAAGCCCACACUCUCUACUAUAAACCUCAUUGCUUUGCAGGUGUGAAACUGCAGCCAGUUGUUUUUGAGCUUUCAGUAUUGUGGCUGGUGUGAUUCUGUAACUGGCCCAGAUCCCUUCACACACAUGUACAACCUCCAGCCCACAUCUGUGCGCUUUGCCAUGUGUAGUUUACCCUGGAAAGGAGUGUAGUGUAUUUCCUUACCUCCUGAUUUGGGGUCCAUCGAUGAGACUUGUUGGCAGACCCUAUUUCCUGGUGUAACUUGAGUGAUUUUGAUACAACAAGCACUUUGAAUAGUACUUAUGUGAUUAGAUUUGCAAUUUUAUACCACAGCCAUUGCCAUAAGCACGUUCUGGGAUGUUUCUUUGGUUCCAGGAAGAUAAGAGUUACAGUAAGCAGGAACAACCUGCUCCUUUAGAACCAGCCUGUCUUAGCUGCCCUUUGGUAACCUGCAGAUUUGUGAGAAGAAAAAUAACAUGUUUGCUUUCUCAAAGCAUCGAGCUUUGUGGUUGUGUGUUAUACAGCAUGUUUGUGGCACUAAUUAACUGAUAAGCUGAUAUAACCUAACUUCUUAAAAGUUCCAGCAGAACUUAAUUCCAAUUCUAGUAUUUGAAUGUGUGCUCUGAGGAUAACUGAACAAAUAUUAACACUUAGAAAAGUUAGGGCUUUCAAUGUGUUACUUCUCUGAGAUAAAAUUAGAGAGGAUAAAGUGCAUACAAAGUAGUUAACCAUUGCAGAGACUGAUUAUAAUCCUUCACCUGCAUAUUUAUAAAAUGAGUACUGGCUAGGGGACUAAAACACUCAUGACUGACUGAGACCAUCAUAAACUUUUGCAGUUAUGAGCUUCUGGCUUCCUUUGGACUUGCUUUGACCCAUAGUAGACAAAACUACUUCCUUGGGUUGCUGUGGACACUGUAUUCCUUUGAAGAACGGGGCCACCAGCCACCAUGUUCCUAAGUAAAAGACAUGCUCUGUCAGCAAGGAAGGUGUAGAUCCUAGGAAGAAUUCACAUCUGUCAUACAAGAAAACGUGAAAAUGAGCAGCCGACGGAAACGGGCCCCUCCAGUGAAGGUAGAUGAGGAAAAGCAGCAGCAGCUCCGUUGGAACAUGCACGAGGACCGGAGGAACGAGCCUCUUGCCUUGACUGAUGAUGAGCAGCCCUGCACAGGUGCUGACUGCUCUCCUCAGUGCGUCCAGGAGGACGAUAGUCUGCAGGACGAAGUGGCUCACAGAGAUAAGAAGAGGUGCUCUGAGGCUGUGAGCUUCUCAACAGCAACCAAGAAAGAAGAGACUGUUGGUGAUUUUCUCUCUUUGUCUGUAAAGUUGAACAUUGUGAUUUUUCCCUGUCACUCUGAUAGUUCUUGGAAAGCAUUUCUGGGAGAACUAAUUCUUCAGCUUCUUCCUGAGCAGAGUUUAGAUGAUAAUUUUUCUGAGAAGAGUUUUACCUUGAUGAGUUCAGAGUCAAGCAAUCAGUUCCUGAUAUAUGUUCAUUCUGAAUGUGAGGAUGUGGAGAAACAAGAAAAGGGACUGAAAGAAUCAGUCAACAUUUGUGACAAGGGCAUUCGAGUGGAAUCAUCUUUCAGUGGUGAAAUGCUAGAAGACUUGGGGUGGCUGCAAAAGAAGAAAAGAAUAAAACUUUACCAAAGACCAGAAGGAAGGCACGUUAUCAAGGUUGGAAUUUAUGUUCUGGAAGAUGGCCUAGCAAAACUGGACUCUUUCAGUGAUGCAAGUUCAAGAAUGAAAAAGUUCAAUCAACUCAUGAAGAAGGUGAUGGAAAAGUUAUAUAAUUUUAUUAUUCCAGGUGGAUCAGGCUGUAAAUCCACUGCUGUUGGCCAUACAGAUGUAUUGGGAGAUGAUGAGGAAGACUCAGAUAGUGAGCCGGAGGGACAGGACAUUGAUGAGCUCUAUCACUUUGUGAAGCAAACACAUCAGCAGGAAACACAGUCUGUCCCCGUGGAUGUGCAGCAUCCUGCGCUGAUGCCCGUGCUGAGACCCUACCAGAGAGAGGCUGUCAACUGGAUGCUACAGCAAGAGCAUUUCAGAAGCGCUCCUACUGAUGAAAGUUCCCUGCACUUCUUGUGGCGAGAGAUUAUUACACCUGAGGGUUUGAAACUGUACUAUAAUCCAUAUACAGGCUGCAUCACCCGUGAGCACCCACAUUCUGGACCACAGUUGCUUGGUGGAAUCCUAGCAGAUGAGAUGGGUCUUGGAAAGACAGUGGAGGUUUUGGCGCUCAUUCUGACACAUACUCGACAAGAUGUCAAACAAGACACUCUCACUCUUCCUGAGGGGAAAGAGGUGAGCUAUUUCAUCCCGUCCCAUUGUUUCAGAGGGUCAGUUAAGGACACGGAAAGUCAGAAUAUGGGAUUAGAACCAAAAGAAAAAGUUCAGUGCCCCCCUACACGUGUGAUGAUCCUGACAGCUGUAAAAGAAAUGAAUGGGAAAAAAGGAGUUUCUAUCCUUUCCAUCUAUAAGUAUGUCAGUUCUAUAUAUAGAUACGACGUUCAACGAAACAGGAGUCUUCUGAAACGGAUGCUGAAAUGUUUAAUUUUUGAAGGUCUUGUGAAACAGAUCAAAGGUCAUGGUUUCUCAGGGACCUUUACAUUGGGGAAGAAUUACAAGGAGGAGGAUAUAUGCGAUAAAACAAAAAAGCAGGCAGUAGGAAGUCCAAGGAAAUUUCAGAAAGAACCCAGAAAAUCAGGGAAUAAGGACACAGAUUCUGAAUACUUGCCAUCAAAUACCUCCGACGAUGAUGAUGACCCUUACUAUUAUUAUUAUAAGGCCAGGAAAAAUCGUAGUAAACUGAAGAAAAAGCCUGUGCCAUCCACAGAAAAAGGGAAAAGUCAGCCUGACACCGUUGCUGACAUACAAGGUCACUGUCCAGCCGCAAGUGAGUCUGGAAUUACUGAUGUUGCCAUGUCUGAAAGUACAUGUGUCUAUGAAGUCAAGCAAGAGCAAGAAGCUAAGGACCAUUGUGAAUCUCUAAACCCUGCCAGGAAUGAGGGGCCACAUUCUAACGUCCUGAGUCCCUAUGAUAAUGCUGAUUAUCGCUUUGAGUGCAUAUGUGGUGAAUUUGACCAGAUAGACCGUAAGCCCCGCGUUCAAUGCCUGAACUGCCACCUGUGGCAGCAUGCAAAGUGUGUGAACUAUAAAGAGGAAAACCUGAAAAUUAAGCCUUUUUACUGCCCCCACUGCCUUGUGGCAAUGGAGCCAGUGUCAACAAGAGCAACUCUGAUCAUCUCGCCAAGCUCCAUCUGCCACCAGUGGGUGGACGAGAUCAACCGGCAUGUGAAGUCCUCAUCUCUUCGAGUCUUGGUAUAUCAAGGAGUAAAGAAAGAUGGCUUUUUACAACCUCACUUCUUAGCAGAACAAGAUAUAGUUAUCAUCACCUAUGAUGUCCUUCGUUCAGAACUGAACUACGUGGAUAUCCCACAUAGCAAUAGUGAGGAUGGGCGUCGCCUACGGAACCAGAAGCGAUACAUGGCCAUUCCCAGCCCCCUGGUGGCUGUGGAGUGGUGGAGGAUCUGCCUCGAUGAAGCCCAGAUGGUUGAAUGUCCUGCAGUGAAAGCUGCAGAAAUGGCCCUGCGUUUGAGUGGGAUUAAUCGGUGGUGCAUCAGCGGCACUCCAGUACAGAGAGGCCUGGAGGAUCUUUUCGGGUUAGUGGUCUUUCUUGGUAUCGAACCUUACUGUGUCAAACACUGGUGGUUUCGGCUCCUCUAUCGCCCUUACUGCAAGAAGAAUCCUCAGCAUCUCUACAGCUUUAUUGCCAAGAUUCUGUGGAGGUCUGCAAAGAAAGACGUGAUCGACCAAAUCCAGAUACCACCUCAGACCGAAGAAACACACUGGCUGCACUUUUCUCCGGUGGAAAGACACUUCUAUCACCGGCAGCAUGAGGUCUGCUGCCAGGAUGCCGUGGUCAAACUCAGGAAGAUUUCUGACUGGGCUCUGAAGCUCGGCAGCCUGGACCGAAGGACUGUCACCUCCAUCCUGUACCCAUUGCUGAGGCUCAGGCAGGCCUGCUGCCACCCACAGGCUGUGCGCGGGGAGUUCUUGCCCCUUCAAAAAAGCACCAUGACAAUGGAGGAGCUGCUGACAUCGCUGCAGAAGAAAUGUGGGACUGAAUGUGAAGAAGCGCAUCGGCAGCUCGUCUGUGCCCUCAAUGGCUUAGCAGGCAUCCACAUCAUUAAAGGCGAGUAUGCUUUGGCAGCGGAACUGUACAGGGAAGUGUUACGUUCAUCUGAGGAACACAAAGGAAAACUCAAAACUGAUUCACUUCAAAGACUUCAUGCUACCCAUAACUUGAUGGAAUUAUUGGUAGCCAAGCACCCAGGGAUACCUCCUACCCUGCGAGAUAGUAGACUUGAAGAAGAGGCCAAACAGCUGCAAGAGCACUACAUGAGCAAGUGUAAUACAGAAGUAGCUGAAGCCCACCAAGCUUUACACCCUGUGCAACAGACUGUACGCGAGCUCCAAAGAAAAAUUCAUUCUAAUUCGCCUUGGUGGCUGAACGUAAUCCAUAGAGCAAUAGAAUUUUCUAAGGAUGAGGAACUUGUUCAGCGAGUACGAAAUGAAAUAACCAGCAACUACAAGCAACAAACCGACAAGCUUUCUAUGUCAGAGAAGUUCCACGACUGCAGAGGUCUUCAGUUCUUACUUACAACACAAAUGGAUGAACUAAGUAAAUUCCAGAAGCUGGUAAGAGAAGCUGUCAAAAACCUAGAGAAACCUCCAUCCCGUAAUGUUAUUGAAUCUGCAACAAUCUGUCACCUCCGACCAGCCAGACUUCCUCUCAACUGUUGUGUCUUCUGUAAAGCUGAUGAAUUGUUCACAGAGUAUGAGUCAAAACUGUUUUCUAACACAGUCAAAGGCCAGACUGCAAUAUUUGAGGAGAUGAUAGAAGAUGAGGAAGGUCUGGUGGAUGAUCGAGUACCUACCACCACCCGGGGCCUGUGGGCAAUAAGUGAAACAGAGCGAUCCAUGAAAGCAAUACUGUCAUUUGCAAGAUCACAUAGAUUGGAUGCGGAAUUCAUAGAUGAAGGAAGUGCCUCAAUGGAACUCUUUGAAGCAUGGAAGAAGGAAUAUAAGUUGCUUCAUGAGUAUUGGAUGACCCUGAGGAAUCGUGUAUCUGCUGUCGAUGAACUCGCAAUGGCUACAGAACGACUAAGAGUGCGGCAUCCUAAGGAGCCAAAGCCAAACCCACCUGUUCAUCAUAUCAUUGAGCCACAUGAGGUAGAACAAAAUCGUAUAAAACUACUAAAUGAUAAAGCCGUUGCCACAUCACAGCUUCAGAAGAAACUUGGACAGCUUCUUUACCUAACUAAUUUGGAAAAGUCUCAAGACAAAACAUCAGGAGGUAUUAAUCCAGAACCUUGUCCGAUCUGUGCUCGACAGCUGGGAAAACAGUGGGCAGUGCUAACCUGUGGGCACUGUUUCUGCAAUGAGUGCAUCGCUAUCAUUAUUGAGCAGUACAGUGUGGGGUCUCACAGAAGCUCCAUUAAAUGUGCCAUCUGCCGCCAGACCACAUCUCACAAAGAAAUCUCCUAUGUCUUCACCUCAGAGCGAGCAAGCCAAGAGGAGGACAUCCCGGUGCAGGGUAGCCAUUCCACAAAAGUAGAAGCGGUGGUCCGAACCCUCAUGAGAAUACAGCGCACAGACCCAGGAGCUAAAGCCCUUGUUUUCUCUACGUGGCAAGAUGUAUUAGAUAUUAUUUCAAAAGCUCUUACCGACAACAACAUGGAAUUUGCACAAAUCAGUCGUGUUAAGACAUUUCAGGAGAACCUAUCAGCGUUUAAACAUGAUCCCCAAAUCAAUAUUUUGCUGCUGCCCCUGCACACAGGUUCUAAUGGAUUAACUAUCAUUGAAGCAACUCAUGUUCUCUUGGUGGAGCCCAUAUUGAACCCUGCCCAUGAGCUGCAGGCCAUAGGGAGGGUGCACCGAAUUGGACAGACAAAACCUACAAUUGUACACAGAUUCUUAAUUAAAGCAACAAUAGAAGAAAGAAUGCAGGCCAUGCUGAAAACUGCGGAGAGGAGUCAUAUGAACUCAUCAGGGAAGCAUUCCGAGGCCUCCGUUCUGACUGUGGCUGAUCUGGCAGACCUGUUCACCAAAGAACCUGAAGAGCUCGAGUGAACGACACUUACUUCAUUCCAUACUUGACUAAUGUAUUAACAAGCUUUCAUAGCUGUAGAAAAAUGUUACAAGUUUAAAAAAAAAAAAACCUCCAGUAGAUGUCAUAGACACUGUUCCUA
Molecule: messenger RNA, 7907 nt
Organism: Heterocephalus glaber (naked mole-rat)
Lineage: Eukaryota; Metazoa; Chordata; Mammalia; Rodentia; Bathyergidae
Gene: Shprh
Product: SNF2 histone linker PHD RING helicase
Biological process (GO): protein polyubiquitination; DNA damage response; nucleosome assembly
Cellular component (GO): nucleosome; nucleus
Molecular function (GO): ubiquitin protein ligase activity; structural constituent of chromatin; ATP binding
Source: RefSeq, a predicted model, not a curated record